This is a messenger RNA of Orbilia oligospora ATCC 24927, 1254 nucleotides long. RefSeq lists its product as uncharacterized. Gene Ontology annotation, molecular function: alpha-1,6-mannosyltransferase activity. The record is from RefSeq and is a predicted model, not a curated record. The transcript has 5 exons. Gene Ontology annotation, biological process: protein N-linked glycosylation; cell wall mannoprotein biosynthetic process. The coding region runs from base 1 to 1254 and encodes 417 amino acids. NCBI's taxonomy places the organism in Eukaryota, Fungi, Ascomycota, Orbiliomycetes, Orbiliales, Orbiliaceae. Gene Ontology annotation, cellular component: mannan polymerase complex.
AUGGAAAAGAUAAAUUUAAAUUUAAAUCUAAAGCCUCUGGCGCACUUUGCUCAACAUGUCCCUCCUCCAAGAGCUCUCGCACAUGUCUUCUUAAGAACACGCUUCCUCGUCCUCGCCGUUAUAUGCACAAUCGUCCUUCUUACAUGGGGUCGUCUAUCUUCCACAGCUUCGUCCAUAGAAUGGGCUUGCUACGGACCUGGUCUCUCCCCCUUGGAAAUAUCCCCUGGCGAAUUCGCUGCAUGGCACCAGCACAAGAAUACCCCUAUCCUCACCAACAAACACGAUCCAAUCGACGUAAAUUCAAAGUCAAUCGGUAGCUACAACCUAAACAAAAUCACCACUGGAAAAGAUGCCGUUAAGAAUAGAGAAAGGGUCUUGCUUCUCACCCCGCUGCGAGAUGCUGCUGUUUUCCUCCCACGAUACUUUGAAAUCAUCUCGAGAAUAACCUACCCCCACGAAUUAAUCGAUCUGGGAUUCCUUGUCUCCGACUCCACAGAUGAUACCUUAGCGAUCUUGGCAAUGGAGCUGGAUACCAUCCAGUCGAAUUCCGACCCAAAAAUCCCAUUCCACAGCGCUGUAAUCAUCGAAAAGGAUUUUGGUACCCACUUAUCCCAAAGCAUUGAAGACAGGCACUCCUUCGAAGCUCAGGGCCCCAGGAGGAAAGGAAUGGGCAAGGCCAGGAACUUUUUGCUCUCGAGCACCCUGCGACCUGACCAUUCCUGGGUUAUGUGGAGAGACGUCGAUAUCACCGAAUGCCCCGAAACCAUAAUUCAAGAUUUUAUCGCCCACGACAGAGACAUCAUUGUUCCAAACAUCUGGUUCCACCGAAUUGAUGAAGAAGGAAAUGAUAUCGAAGGAAGAUUCGACUACAACUCCUGGAUAGAAUCGGAUGAAGGCCGAGAGCUUCGAAAGAAACUCCCCACCGACACCGUCCUCGCCGAGGGAUACAAAGAGUUUAAUACAAGCCGAAAAUACUUGGCCUUGAUGGGCGACUGGAGAAAAGAUAAGGACGCUGAAGUUGAGCUUGAUGGAAUCGGUGGUGUCACAAUUCUUGUCAAAGCUGAUGUUCACCGUGCUGGUAUCAACUUCCCAUCCUAUGCCUUCGAAAACCAAGCAGAGACCGAGGGGUUUGCCCGCAUGGCGAAGCGCGCCGGCUACAAGGUCAUCGGGUUGCCAAAUUACGUCGUAUGGCAUAUCGAUACCGACGAAAAGGAAAAGAUCAAACAGCAUGCUGUUUACCGUGACAGCCGAUAA